Molecule: messenger RNA, 3630 nt
Organism: Misgurnus anguillicaudatus (oriental weatherfish)
Lineage: Eukaryota; Metazoa; Chordata; Actinopteri; Cypriniformes; Cobitidae
Source: RefSeq, a predicted model, not a curated record
UCCAUCUGUAUGUGGACCAAAUUCCAACUGCACAAAUGUAAAUGGAAGUUACAAUUGCUCAUGUUUGGAUGGAUUUAAUGCAACAUCACCGUAUCUCCCCAUCAGCAUCAAUAACACAUGCACAAAUAUCAGUAAAUGUCUCAACUCGUCUUUGGUUUGUGGGCCAAAUGCAUAUUGUCACAAUAACUACUUGUGCUCUUGUUUGAGUGGAUAUAAUGUUGUAAGGAAGAAUGAACUUGUUAGUAGCAGUAACCCGUGUACCGAUGUGAAUGAAUGUCAGCUGAAUCCAUCUGUUUGUGGACCAAAUUCAUACUGCACAAAUGUAAAUGGAAGUUAUAAUUGCUCAUGUUUGGAUGGAUUUAAUGCAACAUUCCCACAUCUCACCAUUGGCAUCAAUAACACAUGCACAGGAUUAAACGGAACAGCAGCACCUCCACCAACAACACAAUCAGUAAUUAAAAUGUCAAUGUCAAUGACAAUAGCUCAAGCUUUUGAUACCAGUCUUGCCGCUGAUACUGAAGAGAGGAGAAUUCUUUUAAAUAAAAUUCAACCAAUGAUUGACCAAAAUUACAAAACUGUACCUGACUACAUUCAUGGUUCUGCAAAAGUCAAUAAUUUCAGGUCUGGUAGCAUUAUAGUAGACUACACAAUUUCUGCAACAUCUAGCAGCCCUGAUUUUACAUCUGCAAACACACAGCUUGCCAACAGUCUAAAGCUGGCAGGACUCCCUGUGGAUCCCAAUUCUUUCGCUGAAAGUGUGCCAGCACUCCUCUUCAACACCACAAAUAAAAUAUAUCCAAUGCAAAUGCUGGAACUGAGAUGUACACGCCCAGCGUCUGUUGCGGGAGCAAUAACAUGGACCGUGAAUAAGAUUAAUCCUGCACUAGAUCCUAUGAGAUAUUCAAUUCAUAACAGUACCACAGGUAGCACUCUCACUGUGAAGAACGCAAGUGAAAUUGACAGUGGUAGAUACUCAUGUAUCAUAAAUAGGAGCCCUAUACCUUAUAUUCAGUGGCAAGACAUUGUUAUUGAACAACGUCCCAAGAUUGAAGUUGACGCUGAUCGAGUAUUUGAGUGCAAGGAUCAGAUUGUCCAAAUUAAAUGUUGUGCUGCGCUCUACAGUAUUGAGUGGGACCGGAUUCCUGAUGGUGAUCAACUGGAAAAUUCAGAAACUAACUGCAUCAUAUUACAUCAUAAACUCCUGAAAAUAAAUUGUGGGAGUGUGGAAACCUUUACAUGUCAACUCAAAGACCUGAAAGAGCUACAAGGUUACAGUUACAGCAGGAAAAGCGUCACCAUUAAAACAAGUGACAAAAGAAUUGACUGUACAAAUGAAACACUUGGAAUUGGACAAAUAGGUGAUAAAGUAAAUGGACCGUGUGAAAAUAGCAGGAUAGGCUUCAUAACUUAUCAAUGUCAAUUAGGUGGCUGGAGGAAGAUACAGAUCGAAUGUGUACUUCCUAUUCUUGCAUCCCUUCAAAGUGAAGUUCAGGUCUUGACUGAGGAAAAAAUUCCAGGGUUUAUGGCAAACCUCAGUAACGCUGCUGUGCAGAACAGGAUCGAGAUAUCACAGUCUGCCUCGGAUGUCAAAGCAAUUGUUGAUAUGCUCCUUCAAAUAACUUACAUCUCACCAAACAUGACAAUUGAUAAGACUGUGAUGAAUACAUAUCUUAAAACAGUGGAUGUUAUUGUAUCAGAUCAAACUAAUAACACAUGGGCAGAAUUAAACAAUGGCAACACAACAUCAAAUACCAGCACUGCCCUUUUGUUUGCCAUUGAGGUAACAAGCAAUCGUCUGUCAGAUGUGAAUUUUGCUUUAAAUGAAUCCUCCAUUCAGUUGGAAAGAACCUUAAUUCGCAACUCAUUCAAUUUAACUUCACAACAACCAAACUCAACUACCCAGAUCAUGUUUUCAUACGUUCCUGAACCGACCUUCGUAACUCUUAUAGUCUUCUCAAAUCUUGACAAUGUUCUACCAACUCGUAAUGACACCGGUACAUUCGAAAACCGGAUCAAUGGAGACGUGGUUGUGAUAAAGGUUAACCAAACGGUUAAUAAUAUUUCUCUUACUUUUGACAUUACGAAUGAGCUACUGGGAAAUCCUCAGUGUGUCUUUUGGAACUUCAAUCUGGACCGAUGGGAUUCCAAUGGGUGUAAAGUCAAGCACUCAGAGAAUGGCAAAGUUACAUGUGAAUGCAACCACACAACCUCUUUUUCAAUCCUCAUGUCACCGUUUUUUAUGGAUGAUAAAGCAUUGUCCUAUAUCACAUACAUUGGUGUAGCUAUUUCAAUGGCCAGCUUGGUUUUAUGUCUCAUUAUUGAGAUAAUCGUAUGGAAGUCAGUGACAGGAAAUGACACGGCGUACAUGCGUCACGUCUCAGUAGUUAACAUCUCUGUGUCAUUGCUGAUCGCAGACAUCUGGUUUAUCAUUGGAGCUGCAAUUGCUAAACCAGGAGAGUCUACACCGGUGAAUCCCUGCAGUGCAGUAGUUUUCUUCAUUCACUUUUUUUACCUGGCUCUUUUCUUCUGGAUGUUAACUUCAGCCCUCUUGCUCCUUUACCGCACGGCCAUGGUCUUUUCUCAGAUGUCAAGGGCUAAAAUGAUGGUCAUUGCCUUCAUGGUUGGUUAUUGUGCACCUUUGCUCAUAGCGGUUAUUACUGUCGCAUCCACAGCUGGAGCUGGUAGAUAUAUUUGGACGAGAGAUGUAUGUUGGCUGAACUGGUCUGAAUCUAAGGCCCUGCUGGCAUUUGUGAUUCCAGCUCUGACCAUUGUUGCCUUUAACCUGCUGGUUUUGAUUGUGGUUUUAUUUAAAAUAGUUAGGAGAAAUGUCAAUGCUGCAACUCAAACAGAUGAGAAACACAACCUUGUUGUCAUUGUCCGAUGCGUGGCCUUUCUAACUCCUAUUUUUGGCCUAACAUGGGGAUUUGGAGUGGGAACCAUGGUGUCAAAUGUGUAUGGCCUUCAUGUGGUGUUUGCCAUCCUCAAUUCAUUUCAGGGUUUCUUUGUUUUAGUGUUUGGAACACUUUUGGACAGCAAGGUCCGACAGUCACUGGCAGGAAAGUUGAAGUUAAACCUUAGUUCUGACCGUACCAGGAGCACUACUUCUACAGGACCAUCAUCUUCAGUCAAACUGGGUUUCUUUGGAAGGAUGCGGCGUAAACAUGUUUAUCACGUAUCUGAUCCCAACCAUUUCUCAAGACCAUCAUCAAACAAGACAGGAGUCUCAUCAAGUUAAUAAAAAAUAAAAAUACCCAUAUUUAAGAGUUUAUAAGCUGAGAAAAAAAUAUAGAUAGGAUGAAACUUUUUUCCUGGUUUGUUUGUUUGUUUGUUUGAAAGUAAAUGGUCUGUUCUUUCAUUUGAUAUAUUUGUAUGUUUAUAUAUUUUAGAAAAAAAAUCCUGGAAGGCAUUUUGUGAAACUUUUGUGAAAAUCACAAAACACAACUUUUUAAAAAAAGGCUGGUGGGGAAUGAGUUCAAAUAGGGUUACAGUGUAAUAUUAUAUUGUGUGAAAGAAAAUUGAAAAUUGAUGUACUGCAUCUAUGAUACUUGAAUAAACUAUAUCAAUUAUAUUUUGUUAAAAUCAUUACACAUUUUGUUGUCCAUCUUCAUUUUUUCCUUUGUUCUAAAAAGU